AUGUCGUCGCCCAACCCGACGCGCGUCUCCAACCUCGUCGCCCACCACACGGCAGAGAUCGAGCGCGUCUCGCCCACCUCCUCGCCGACCCAGGCUCGCGCUCAGCUCCCCGCCGCCGCCGACCAGCCCAAGCAGCCCAGCUCGCCCACCCCCAAGGGCAAGGACCUGCCCGUCGAGGGCGAGCUCACGGCCGCUGGUGACGACCCGGCCAAGGGCGACGAGGGCGCGGCGGCAGCAGCACCGCCGGCGAGCAGCACCGGCGAUGCGACCAACGGCGCACCGCUCCAGGACAUUGCCGAGGGCGCCGAGACCGACUCGGCAGCGGCAGCAGCGGCGGCGGCGGCAAAGAAGGGCGGCGACGGCGAGGCGGCACCUUCGCCGGCCAAGGGCGACAACGACGACGGCGAGGGCGACGACGACAACGAGGCGGCAAAGGUGCCGUACGUCGCCGAGGAGAUUGAGGUCCCGCUCGGCAAGCUCAAGGAGGGCAUCGACGCCAUGGGCCCGACGCAGCAGGAGAUUGUGCGCACCAACUUGCAGCGGGCGGCCGACUACCCUAGCGACCUUCCCCUCAGCGCUUCUUGGACCCUCUUCUUCUCGGACACGUCCGGCGCGGCCAAGAGCAACUCGGCGGCGGCGACCAAGGAGGCGUACCACGAGGGCAUCAACCCCAUCUUCUCGGCCAAGACGGUGCCCGAGCUGUGCGGCCAGUACAAGGCGUUCAAGCAGGCGCCCAAGUCGAAGCGCGCAAAGGCGGGCGACCCGGAGACGCUCGGCCUCACGCGCCCGGGCAUGAACCUGCACUUCUUCCGCGCGGGUAUCAACCCCACAUGGGAGGACCCGUACAACGAGAAGGGCGGUCGCAUCACCAUCUCGCCCUCUGCCGCCCUCUUCGACAACAUCUACGAGCGCCUCGUCUUCCUCCUCGCCGGUGCCGCCCUCGAGCUCGGCACCUCGGACCUCCUCUCGACCGAGGGCCCCUCGCCCGGGUCCAAGCGGCCGCCCACGCCCGGCCCGCCGCAAGAGGGCCAGAUCAACGGCGUCGUCGCGAGCCGUCGCGCACGAGGCGACCGCAUCGAGAUCUGGCUCGGCGGCCGCGAGAAGAAGACGGCCGUGCCGAUCGAGUGGCUCGACCGCUUCAAGGAGGUGCUCGCCGUCGAGCUCGACAUGCCGGAGCUCAAGUCGAGCAAGUACAAGAAGCACUUUUAG
Messenger RNA from Rhodotorula graminis WP1, 1209 nucleotides. RefSeq lists its product as uncharacterized. Gene Ontology annotation, cellular component: eukaryotic translation initiation factor 4F complex. Gene Ontology annotation, molecular function: RNA 7-methylguanosine cap binding; translation initiation factor activity. The coding region runs from base 1 to 1209 and encodes 402 amino acids. Lineage: Eukaryota; Fungi; Basidiomycota; Microbotryomycetes; Sporidiobolales; Sporidiobolaceae. Gene Ontology annotation, biological process: translational initiation. The transcript is spliced from 3 exons. The record is from RefSeq and is a predicted model, not a curated record.